Messenger RNA from Patiria miniata (bat star), 6042 nucleotides. RefSeq lists its product as uncharacterized. The record is from RefSeq and is a predicted model, not a curated record. The coding region runs from base 227 to 4477 and encodes 1416 amino acids. Lineage: Eukaryota; Metazoa; Echinodermata; Asteroidea; Valvatida; Asterinidae. The transcript is spliced from 17 exons.
GCCACCUGACCCAAAAAUGCCACUGCGCAGUAAAAUGCCAGACAAACCCGUCCGAUGAUUAUCUUUUUUUUUAUCAUUACAUGAUUUAGUCAAGUUAGUUAAUCAUUAAUUACAUUUUGUGUCAAACUCAUGAUUUUAAGGGGUUGAAGUUCGUGACACUCCCGAAUUGAUUUUCACUAGAUGGUUAUAUCGGGCUGUAAAUGAAAAGUUAAUUUCAGUCCUAGCCAUGGGAUCAGGGUCGUCCAAGACCAAAGCCAAAGGCAAAGUGGUUGUGGCUGCAGAAGUAGUCGUGCCCGGCCAGUCUCAGCCAGUAAAGAUCAAAGGUCAGGUCAACCUCAAGGACAAUGAGAAGGUCGGAGGUCAAAUGUCGGGGCCGGCCACGGUCAAGCAGGUGGCUUCCAACAAGUUCAGCUUGCAAAUGGGCAGUCAAAGUCUCGGGACUUUUGACGUGACCCAAGGGGACAGUGACUUCGCCUCCCAUCUGACCAACGCUGCACAGAUGACAGUCACCAACAUUGAGAUGAUCGCAGAUGACGAUGACAACGACCCUAAUGGCAACCAAUCGGAACACAUUGGCCAGUCAUUCCAGAUUCAGCUCAGUCAGGACACCAGUCAAUCAAGCAACCACUACAGUGAUGACGAGGAUUGGGACGAAGUGAUUCACGAUCUGGACGCAAAAGAGAACAAGCCGACUUUUAGCGAGGGCGCUCAAGAGCGCAAGGCUCGUUUAAAGCAAGCUCUGCAGGAGAAACGCACUCAGCUCACACAGCAGGAGUACGAGCAGAUGAUAGCCAAUCACAAGCAGGAGGCGGAGCUCAUGGCGAUGCUACGCGAUAAAGAACGAGAACGACAGAAGUACACGCUGGAGUCAAAAGUUGCGAAGCGUCAGCAGAGACGCAAAGCAAGACAGGCCGAGAAAAAGGAACGAGAGAGGAUUGCCAAAGAGAAGGAAAUUGAAGAAAGCAAAAAAGAAGUUGAACAUGAAAACAAGGCUGGCAUAACCUCAAGCAACAAUGGGGCCAUCGAUGACGUUGAAAAUGUUGAAAAUGAGAUUCAGCAGAGAAACGCCGCCUUUGAGCGCGAGAUGAAACUGAAGGGGGAGCAGCUAUCAGAGGCGGAAUACCAGCGACUCGUUGCUCAGCACAAGGCCGAGAUGGAGAAAUUGCGACGGAGAUUAGACAGAGAGACGGACCGACAGAAGCAAUCUUUGGCUGAUAAACUGGAAGAGCGGAGGCGGAGAAAGCAACUUGGAGAGGGGUGGAUUGAUCAGCAAGUAAUGUCGCCUGAGGAGAUCCAGCAGCUAGAAGCGGACCUGAAACGUCGCCAGGUCCAAUUUGAGGCCGAGCUACGAGACAAGAAAUCACAGCUGUCGGAAGAGGAGUACAAGAAACUGAUUGCUGUGCACAAGGAGGAGCUGAACAAGCUGCAGCAGAAACUGGACCUGCAGCGAGAGAGACAGCGACAGUCGCUGUUGGAUAAGCUCGCUGCUAGGAGAGAACUGAAGGGCAAGAAGGGGAAUGUGGAGGUCAGUGACCCCUUAUCAGCGGAUGAGGUCAAGGAUCUGCAGCUUGCCCUGAACCAGAAGGCCAUGGACUUCAAGAAGCGAUCGAAGGAUGCGAAAGGAACGAUGUCUGCAGACGAUACCCAGCGACUCAUCGAUGAGCACAAACGCGAGAUGGAUCUCCUUCAGGAGCAACUGGAUGCGGAGAAGGAACGGAUGAGGCGGGUGCUGAUGGAUAAACUGGAGGCCAGGAGGAGGAAGGGCAACAAGGAGCAAGAUGAGGAAUCACCGUCGCUCUCCGCCGAAGACAUCAAGCAGCUCCAGCUCACCCUUGACCUCAACGAUGCCAAGUUCAAGGAGGAGAUGAAAGCCAAGAAAUCCAAGAUGUCGGACAAGGAGUACAAGCGUCUCAUGGAGGAGCACAAGAAGGAGCAAGAGGAGCUUGCGGUGAUGCUGGCUGCUGAGAGAGAGAGGAUGGACAAAAGGUUGAAGGAUAAGUUGGAGGCGAGGAGGUUCAGGCAACCAAGUGCUAAGGAGCGGAAUGCGGACAAAUCUCAGGAAGUUUCCAAACUGGAGCAGGAGAUCCUUCAGAAAGAGGCGACCUUCGCCAAUGAGGUCACCAAGAGAAAAUCAGAGAUGUCCGAUGCGGAGUACCAGCGACUCCUAGCCCAGCACGAGCGCGACAUGGAGCGGCUGAAGGGAAGACUAUCCAUGGCCAUGGAGAGACAGAAGAGGAACUUCUCGGACAAGCUGUCGGCAAGACAGCGACGGAAGUCGCAGUGGAAGGCCGAGGAGGAGGAGAGAAUGAGACUCAUGGCAAAACUGGAGGACAGUGAAUCUCACAACACCGAAGCAGACCUGUCCAAUCUGCAGGAGGACAUUUCACGCUAUGACAGCGACAUCCGGUCCAAUAUCAACAGUCGCAAGGGCAAGGUGUCGGAGUCUGAAUACAAGAAGAUGAUUGAGGAGCAUGAGAAGAAUAUGGGGAUAUUCCAGAGUAAAUUGGACAGGGAGAGAGAACGCAUGCGCCAGGUGCUUGAGGCCAAGAGAAUAGAGCGAGGUCAGAAGGCGUCUGGUGUAGCAGUUGUGGCAACUCAGCUCGCCGAGACCCAAGAAGACAUGUACGACUCUGACGAAGGGGUGGAUGAAUUAGAUACGGAUGCCGUUGCGAUUCCCAACGAGGUGACCCAGCUCUGGACCACGCCUACUCAGUCCACCUCCCUCGUCGUGGUGCCUCUCAAGGAGGAGUAUCCAGUCAAGAGAAAGAGAGAGCUGUACACCAACCCGGACAUCUUCAGGACCCUGGAUGCUCACGCCAUCAAGCUUGCACAGACGGUCAGUCUGGUCACCCAGCCCACCUUCUCCUCCCUGGUCAACGAGCUGGUCAGUAUCGGCGGCACGGAGCUAGAGAAAGUCCGGCUGAUCUGCCGAUGGAUCACGGCGCAGAACUGCGACGAGAUGGACCUCAAUGACAUCAUCGAUGACACGCCACUCGGUGUGCUGAAAGGGUUGUACCACAAGAAGAUUACGUUCUCUACACUGUUCAUGCGCAUGUGCAGAUUUGUCGGCCUCCGCUGUGUGGAAAUCAACGGCUGUGCCAAGAACAAAGGCUACAACCCCGGCCAGUACAUCACGCCCAGCGACCCACCCUACCAGCACACCUGGAACGCUGUCCGUAUCGAUGGCUACUGGCACUUCAUCGACUGCAACUGGGGAGUGUCUCACAUCCAGGGCUCCGUGGCCUUUGACCCCUUCCGAUUCGAAUACGACGAGCAUUACUUCCUGGCCGAUCCCGACGUGAUCAUCCGGAGUCACUUUCCAAACGACCCCGCCUGGCAGUUGCUGAACCAGCAGUUCUCGUUGCAGGAUUUCAACGCUUGUGUCCCACUCAAACCGGACUUCUUCAAGUUUGGCUUUGAACUUCUCAGCCACAAAUCAGCAGUGAUAGGCUGUCCAAACGGUGAGUUGGACAUCCGAGUCCAGUGCCCCCCAGGCCUGAUCCUGUCCUCCCGUCUGUCCACCGUGCAGGGAGGGAGAGAGUUCAGUAGAGCUGGGGUACCUUACGACCAGUUUGAUUUCAUCCAUCAGAUUGCGGAGAAUAUCAUGGCUUGUUACAUCCGCAUCCCGGAACCAGGUGACUAUUAUCUCACUCUGUAUGCGAAACGCCAGUACCUCGACGGAGAAAUUAACCUGGAGACCGAGACAGAAAUCUGUCGUUUCUUGGUUCACAAUAACGCCCCCUGUAGUGACCAGCUUCCGCUUCCGUCAUCUCCUGCCGACCACUGGGGUCCGAUCGGGGUCAUGAACGUUGGACUGACACCCUUGACCCACCGGACGGCCGUGAUCAUGCCCCAGGAUGCCGCAGAUAUUGAGGUUUGUUUCGAGUCGACACAGGAGGACCUUCGCUUCACCCACACCUUGACAUCUUGGGGCAUAAAGCCUGAGCAGUUAUCGGUGUUCAGCAUGCAACGAGAAGUUGGCGACAAACUGAUCUUUUUAGUCUCGCCGCCGAAAGUUGGGCGAUACGGGUUGCACGUCUUCGCCCAGUACCCCGGAAUGAACACCCCCGUCCACGUGUGCAGCUACCUACUUGUAUGUACAUGUGUCAGGACAGUCUCGGCCAUUCCAUUACUAAAUAGGGGUGACCAGUGGGGUCCAACUGCAGCCUGCCAGUCCCUCGGGAUGUCAGCCUUCACCCACCCAGACCCUUACAUUGUGACACCCGACAGCAGCGUCCAAAUCGUCAUGGGGCUGUCAUUAAAGCUGAGCGCUGCUCACGAAUUGAUCUUCUACGGCGGACAAGCCCCGUUCAACUCCUCAUCCCGAGUCCGCCCACAAUUUGAAGGACAGAGUGUCACUUACAUCCUCCCUCUGCAAGGAUAUGGAUACUACCGAUUCUCUAUCGUAGGAAGAGAAUCCAACGACCCCCGCAUUCCUCCGACACCGCUGUUCCAUUACCUCAUCAGAAAAGUCUGAGACAAAGCUACAAAAGUUUCCUAUUGAGCUUGAAGAUUAACUUAGUUGUUGUGUUCGAGUGCUUCUGACUACAAAUUCGUAUCCUUGUGGAGACACACACACACAAUAGGGAACAAAACAUUGUAAAGGUCUCCACAGGGCAAUUUCUAUAGAUGAAUAGGUCUCCACAAGGUUUUCACGAAAUAGAUAUAUGGGUUUUACUCAAAAACUAGGAAUUUCCAAGGUGGGUUGAUUUGUCGCAAAUGGAAGAGUUUUAGAAAAGGGAUAUCAAGUCCAAAUUUCAGCCAAGGAAACUAAUUCUGGUUAAAAUAAGAGCAUUUUGAAACUUCACUUUCAAAAUUGAACACUUUACUACACGAGAACAAAGAAAUGUCUCCACAAGGAUACAAAUUUGAGAAUAGGUGUGUUCAAGUGUGUUGCAGUAAAAUUAUAGUAUCAAUUGUACAUUUCAAAGUGACGAUUAAAUGCAGUGUUUUCAUCCUGUGUUUCGGCUAGCUUUCUUUUAAGACGUGAAUAAUCAAGCGUGUUUGAAAUAUGUUCUGAAGUCACUACAAGUCUCUAGUUGAAGGAGUCUUUAGGAGGCCAAUUAGCACUUUUGUUUUUAUCCGUGUCACAGCUUUUAAAAGUCUAUAUUUUUUUUGCAAAAGAUGAAAGGUGUCCCUCCAACUUGUGAUGAGUUAAAUAAUGGAUUUUGAUUUAAACAUUUAUAACAAAGCAGUAUGGCUUAACAUUAAAAGCGUCUUGUUAUAGUAAAGUGAUGGCCAGUUAGAAAUUACUUAUUUCAUGCCAUAAUUUUUUAAGUGUUGAUCUUUUUAAAUGUUGAGUUUUGAAAUAUAUUAAAAAUAAAGUAUAUAUAGCAUUAAAAAGAUUUCACGGUUUACAAUCUUAACAUAAUUUAGCCAGUGAUAAAUGAUCUAUAAGCUAUUUAUUGACAUGUCCUAUACUAAAAUGCUUUAGAAUUCUUUAUGUGGCAUUAAAGGACUAUAUCUUUAAACGAUUGACAGAAUAAUUAAUUUCAUGUAGUAGUGAUAUGCAGAACCAUCUUACCAUUUUUUUCCCAAAUCAUGUAUUCAUUUCAUUUUGUCCUUGAACAGAGAUUAUACGCAAGGCAAAUACACAAUAUUUUUAAUCACAUUGUCCCAAUAUUUACAUAUGCCAGAUUAAAUAAGUAAGGGCAUUAACUGAAGCCCAGUAUAAUUUAAGAAUAAAAGAUUAUUUUGUGACUUCGAAAGUAAAUGAGAUAUUGUAGGAUAUCAAAAAAUAUAUAUACUUAGUACUUUUUCAUUUGGACGAUAAACCAUAUAAAACAUUUUACCGAUAGCUAUUGCAAUAAAUUGUAGUUAUAUUAUUGGAUGUCAAAGUUUCCGGAAAUUUUAGAAUACUGGCGGUAUGUCCUCUGUGUUUAUAUUUCUGUGUCACUUAUUAGUAAAUGUUGCUGCAGAGAAUGAUAAGCACAGAGUAUUCGAUUUAGAUCUGUAUUUUUUAUUUUCUUAAAUGUUUUGAAAUUAGAAAUAUCAAAGAAUUGUGUGGUAUCAAUAAUUGUGAAUAAAGCAUUUACAAAUCUA